Misgurnus anguillicaudatus (oriental weatherfish) is the source of this 1569-nucleotide messenger RNA. NCBI's taxonomy places the organism in Eukaryota, Metazoa, Chordata, Actinopteri, Cypriniformes, Cobitidae. The record is from RefSeq and is a predicted model, not a curated record.
AUGAUCUCUGGGGUCAAUGAUUACAGCCCCAUUCAACAGCGGGUACCUUUUUAUGACCUUUCCUCACCAGAGCGGGAAGCUGUGGAGGAGUUGUGUCCCGGCAUUAGCACCAGGCGGUACAGCGUGCCUCACAUCACCCUGGCUCCAGGCACCCGGAGACGACCGAGGCACGCAACGAGCGAGCACCCAUCUCGAUGCAGCUUCACGGACCGCGGUCUGGCCAUCGCCCAGCAUGAAAACGGUAAGACUCCGCUUGUCAUUGUAACCUGCACUACUUGCCACAUGUACAGUUUAGCUUCUUCCGUCAGCAUAGAUGGGUUUACAUGUGCUAAGUGUAUUGAAGUAGUAAGGCUGACGGAGAAGGUUGCAGAACUAGAAGCGCGCAUCCGAACGCUAGUUGAGGACAGUAAGACCGCUAAUGUUAAUGUUACAAACACUGUUUCGGGUGCACCUAGUGUUAAGCGUAAUACACUUGGCUCGGUUCCGACUUCAGAGUCAAGGCGGCUGACUAACUGGGUGACUGUCAGGCGGCCUAGUCGCAUUCGGCAUCCAAAUCACGUUCCUGUUUUAAUAUCAAACAGAUUUUCUCCACUCAGCAAUACACCGGCUGAGACAUCUGUUAAAGGUGCCCUGGUUAUUGGAGAUUCUAUACUCAGGAACGUUGGCAUUGAGGCACCAGCCACCAUAGUCGAUUGUAUACCGGGAGCCAGAGCGUCUGACAUUAGAUCCAAACUUAAAGUGCUGGCUAAUGCUAACCGUAAGUUUUCUAAGAUUGUUAUUCACGCCGGCACGAAUGACACCAGACUCCGCCAGUCGGAGAUCACCAAAGAUACUAUUAAAGAGGUGUGUGAAAUUGCAAAAACAAUGUCGGACAAUGUAAUUUGCUCUGGUCCUCUCCCCGCCUACCGGGGGGAUGAAACUUACAGUAGAUUAGUGUCUCUUCAUGGCUGGAUGUCAAAGUGGUGCCCUCAGCAUAACGUAGGGUUUAUAGACAAUUGGAAGCAUUUCCGGGGAAGACCUGACCUGCUAAAGAGAGAUGGCCUCCAUCCGUCUCCGGAAGGAAGUGCUAUACUCUCUAGAAAUCUGACCAAUAGUCUUACUUUUGAUAUUGUCUGACUAUCCAGGGCCCAGGUCAGGAAACAGACAGAUCGGCUUACCAAUCAGUCUGUUAGCUGCCUUGACAUGUCAAGAUCACAUAUAUCCCAGCACAUAGAGCCUUUUUUAACAGAGUACCAACACAUCUCGACUGUGUCUGUUCCUCGAACAAAUAAAUACAGAGCACCGCUUACCUCGUCUCGUACAAAUCUUAUUAACAUAAAACUAGAACAUAAUACAUUAACUGAUGAAACUCAAAUGUUAAAAUUCGGCCUUCUUAACAUUAGAUCACUUACCAACAAAGAACCAAUUAUCAAUGAAAUAAUUACUGACCAAAACUUAGAUGCACUCUGUUUAACAGAAACCUGGCUUAAAGCAGACGAUUACACCAGUUUAAACGAAUCCACCCCACAAGACUAUUAUUGAUUAUUAUAAACAUGUUCCUCGUCUAAUAGGGAGAGGGGGUGGUGUAGC